Seminavis robusta is the source of this 493-nucleotide messenger RNA. NCBI's taxonomy places the organism in Eukaryota, Bacillariophyta, Bacillariophyceae, Naviculales, Naviculaceae. The record is from the annotation of a GenBank genome assembly.
AUGCAAAACUCUGAUGCACAGGAGACAGGGAAGACAGGAUUCAAUGCUGAAGAUGAUGGCUUCAAUGUGCUCGAUUUGGUGGCAGCUCGGAGCAGAGGAGCUACAGAGGUUGAGCGCCACAAAAUAGAGGCUUUUCAGCUGAAGGCUGCGCCAAGAAAAGAGGAAGAAGAAGCUCCUAGAUCCGAUCACAGCAGCACUUUCCAGAAUUCUUUGGAUGGCCCCCACACAAGUUCAAGCACUGCCACCAACGACACUGAAGAGGGAGGAUCAGGACAAGAAAAACAGAGCGAAAACGAAGAUGAGUUCAUCAUUAAAAGGUAGUUCAGCAUCGACAGGAGCAACAGCAGCAUACUUUAGCCUCUGCCAAUGUAAUUCCAUCUCCAAAUCAGCGACGAGUGCCUCAAGAUUCGAUCAUGAUGCGCCCAGGAGCCUAUGCGUCCACACCCGGUAUGGAGCUCCAACGAUCGGACACCUUUCGCAGAUCAAAACUGAG